AUGGAGCUCGAUCUGGAAGGGCGAUUCUUGAGCGCACUGUGCGACUGCGACGUCUUCACCAGAUGGAUUUGCCAGAAGUGUGUGAGAGCGGAACGAAUUUUCACCAACGAGUAUCAUAGAGAUCGCACGAGCCCCGAGUACUACGAUGAGGACUGGGCUGAGGCUGGGCCGACGAAAGAAAUGAUAGAUCACCAAUUCAGCCGUUGGGUAUGGUCCAUGUCCAGCUUUACUGUCUCUGUGGCUCCACCGUACCACAAGAGAGUAGACCACGGUGCACCUGGUGUCAGCGUCGAAAUCCGCCAGAAGAUGAAUGGGAUCAAGAGUAUCGAGCUAUUGGCUCGAAGAUGCCGUACUUCGAAGAUGUGGGCUGGUCCAGGAUCAUCAAUUCGUCCUUUGCCAAACUUGCUGACUCCUCGGUGGGAUCCUCGCUACCCUCCAUACAUCGGCAAAGGUCAGCCAUAUCCAAAGCUGGCGUACACUGGUCCGAUUUGA
This is a messenger RNA of Fulvia fulva, 492 nucleotides long. RefSeq lists its product as uncharacterized. The record is from RefSeq and is a predicted model, not a curated record. Lineage: Eukaryota; Fungi; Ascomycota; Dothideomycetes; Mycosphaerellales; Mycosphaerellaceae. Bases 1 to 492 code for a protein of 163 amino acids. The transcript is spliced from 2 exons.